Molecule: messenger RNA, 1466 nt
Organism: Dipodomys spectabilis (banner-tailed kangaroo rat)
Lineage: Eukaryota; Metazoa; Chordata; Mammalia; Rodentia; Heteromyidae
Product: transcription initiation factor IIA subunit 1-like
Exons: 1
Coding region: 163-1290 (375 amino acids)
Biological process (GO): transcription initiation at RNA polymerase II promoter; transcription by RNA polymerase II
Cellular component (GO): transcription factor TFIIA complex
Source: RefSeq, a predicted model, not a curated record
UGUCCAGCCCCGGGCGGAGCUGCCCCUCGCUCCCCUCGCUCCUGCGGGGCCGGUCUGCUGGUGACCUGGGUCGCCCUCCGGGCUGCCUUUUUCCUUUUUUUUUUUUAUCUUGUUUCCUCGAGGUUGUCUCCCCCUCCCCUCUUGUUCGUGUUGUGUGUGGAAAUGGCGAACUCGGCAAAUACAAAUACCGUGCCUAAAUUAUACAGAUCUGUGAUUGAAGAUGUUAUUAAUGAUGUGAGAGACAUCUUUUUGGAUGAUGGAGUGGAUGAACAAGUCCUCAUGGAACUAAAAACUUUAUGGGAGAAUAAACUAAUGCAGUCUAGGGCAGUCGAUGGAUUUCAUUCAGAAGAGCAGCAGCUUUUAUUGCAAGUUCAACAGCAGCAUCAACCCCAGCAGCAGCAGCAUCACCACCACCACCACCAUCAGCAAGCUCAACCUCAGCAAACAGUACCUCAGCAAGCACAGACCCAGCAAGUCCUUAUUCCUGCAUCACAGCAAGCCACAGCACCACAAGUUAUUGUUCCUGAUUCUAAACUGAUACAGCAUAUGAAUGCAUCAAGCAUGAGUGCUGCUGCUACAGCUGCUACCUUAGCACUGCCUGCAGGUGUGACUCCUGUUCAACAGAUAUUAACAAAUUCAGGUCAGCUUCUCCAGGUGGUCAGAGCAGCCAAUGGUGCCCAGUAUAUCUUUCAGCCUCAACAGUCAGUAGUUCUACAACAGCAGGUUAUACCACAAAUGCAGCCUGGUGGAGUUCAAGCUCCUGUUAUACAACAGGUCCUAGCUCCUCUUCCUGGAGGGAUUUCACCACAGACAGGUGUCAUCAUCCAGCCUCCACAAAUAUUAUUUACAGGAAAUAAGACUCAAGUUAUACCUACCACAGUGGCAGCACCCACACAAGCACAAGCUCAGAUAACUGCAACUGGCCAACAGCAACCACAGGCCCAGCCUACUCAGCAGCAAGCUCCAUUAGUGUUACAAGUUGAUGGAACUGGGAAUACGUCAUCUGAAGAAGAUGAAGAUGAAGAAGACUAUGAUGAUGAUGAAGAGGAAGAUAAAGAGAAAGAUGGAGCUGAAGAUGGGCAGGUGGAGGAAGAGCCCCUCAAUAGUGAAGAUGACAUGAGUGACGAGGAAGGACAGGAACUCUUUGACACAGAAAAUGUUGUUGUAUGCCAAUAUGAUAAGAUACACAGAAGUAAAAAUAAAUGGAAAUUUCAUCUCAAGGAUGGCAUCAUGAAUCUUAAUGGAAGAGAUUAUAUAUUUUCCAAAGCCAUUGGAGAUGCAGAAUGGUGAAGAGUUGUUUCUUUUCUUUUAUAAAUAAAACAAAAGAAACUUAAAAAAAUUUAAAGUGGACGGUUUGAAACUUGGACAUAUAUCAACCAAAACUUCACUUCUGCAUGUCCGCAAAGUGCAGUAGAAACAAAGCUACUGGAACAAAGAUAGACCUUGAUGACAUAGACACUACUUCU